Clavispora lusitaniae ATCC 42720 is the source of this 1710-nucleotide messenger RNA. RefSeq lists its product as uncharacterized. The record is from RefSeq and is a predicted model, not a curated record. Gene Ontology annotation, biological process: subtelomeric heterochromatin formation. Gene Ontology annotation, cellular component: nucleus. NCBI's taxonomy places the organism in Eukaryota, Fungi, Ascomycota, Pichiomycetes, Serinales, Metschnikowiaceae.
AUGGUUUUGUAUAAACGAAAACAAGUGACGUUUGUUCGUCCCCCAGAGGUACCUUCUGAUUUAUCAACGGAAAUUUUCAUCAUCCCCCAAACAAAAGAAUGGUUCAUAGAGUACGAGGAUUAUCUCAACCGCAUGGACUACUAUCACAGGCGAAAGUUUGUAUGUGAAAUAACUGGUAACUCAUGCCUAACUUUCUUCGAAGCCUUUGACUCAGAACUGAAAGAAAUAAAAGAUGUUGAAAAGAACUUCCCAGAAGCUUUGCGUGAGCAUAUUCUCCGGUUUCUACAAUUCAAUCGCAUAUCAAGACUAGACCAACUAGUAGAUAAAGUGUACCUGGUAUUCAAAAACGAGUACUUUCCUGGGGAAGAAGUCUACGUCAAAAAUCCAGUCGCAACAAACACCAAUAACGCGGCGAAAGUGAACGAUGAACAAUCCUUCAUCUAUGUAUCCACUAUUAAACAGAAGGGAAUCAUCAGAGAAAAAGUGCAAUAUAGCAAUCCUUUCGAUACAAAAUAUCUUGUUGCUACAAUGAACGAUGAUCGUCAAAUCAUCGCAACGAAUGAACAAAUAUCUAGAGACCGCAAUCAUUUUACGAAAUGGCUCAUAAAAACUUUUGUGAAACUUACCGUCACUAGAUCCCAUAAGGUUGGUGCCCCAUGGGUCGUCAAGGAGAAGUAUGCAAAGAAGUACAGGAUCCCCAAUGAGUAUCCAGAGGAUUUAAAACAUUUCGAAAGCUCCACUCCGACGGGAAAUGUUUUGUAUGAAGACGAAAUCGAGAGGUCAGUCACGCCAAUGCCCCCUACUGAUUCAAAGGGCAAAAAGCAACGUGAAAAGCAAUUGAAGAAGAAAGCUACUUUAAAUGCAGCGUCUACUUCAUCACACCUAUUUGAUGGUCUGUUGGAUGAAAAGGACAUGAGAUCGAGUAUUAAGAAUGGAACCCGUCAAAGAUUCCUAGUGAAUCACCUACCAGCAGCAAUCCUGCGAGAAUUAAAAGAGAAUGAAUUGGCUACGCUCUCCUCUUUCCAGCCAUCGAAAAAGACAAUUGUCGAAGAUUUGAAUCUUGAUUUUGAUCUUCAAACUUACCGGCCGUGUCCUAAAAAAUUGAGUAUGCCAGAAAAUGCCAAACUUAUCCAUCAAAAUUCCCAAGAAAAAGUGCAACAAGACAUUAAUAAUAUAGAGGAGGUCGAUGCCAAGCAGAAUAAUUCAACAGAAACACAAGAUGACUAUUCCCCUGAGAAAACAUUACAAUUCCAAGAGCUUAAUUGCAUUCAAGAGGCACUCGAGUGUUGGACUUUCCUCAACAUUUAUCACUCAGUUCUCAACUUGGACACUUUUACUUUUGAUGACUUUCUUUGUGCGAUGAGCUGGAAUGCUGAACAAUUUCAGAAUAUUGGUCGCUGUGAGUUGCUUGAUGAAAUUUGGUGCGCAGUUCUAUGUGGAAUAAUGUCAAAUGAACAGCCCAAAAAGAACUCUAAUAAUGACGAGAGUAUGUCAGGACUUUUAAUCAAUUUACCACCGAAGACAAUCUUUGCAAAAUCAGGCGAAGAAAAAGUGGGUUGCAAGAAGAAACGAGGCAUAACGGGCAUGAUCAGAAUGUCAAGGUUUCUAAAGCAGAUUCUGAUACGAGUGAAGUGGAUACAGGGGAAUCAAAAGUCCCUCAUACAUUGUCUGCAAACGGGGCCAUGUCAAAGGAAGAUCAGCUAUUGGUGA